Messenger RNA from Vigna unguiculata (cowpea), 3376 nucleotides. RefSeq names its product pentatricopeptide (PPR) repeat-containing protein. The record is from RefSeq and is a predicted model, not a curated record. Gene Ontology annotation, molecular function: zinc ion binding; RNA binding; protein binding. Lineage: Eukaryota; Viridiplantae; Streptophyta; Magnoliopsida; Fabales; Fabaceae. Gene Ontology annotation, biological process: RNA modification.
CUCUCCUUUCAAAUUCAAACUCUCUUGCUCUCUCACAGCAGCUCCUACCCGCUGCACUGCCAUUAGGGAGGACGAUUUUUAUUUUGAUUUUGUGGUCGUCAAUUUCUACCAUUUUGUGUUCAUCCUAGACCCACAAGCCGAAGUCGCCAAACAAAAGUCUUUCUUGGAAUUGCAGUGGUGUCAACAUAGCGGUACUCAAAGAAAUAUAAGGAUACGAUCUUUGUUCUGAAAAGAGAACGCAAAAGAGAUAAAGAUGCGAAGAUAUUUGAAACGUAGGCAAGCUUUGAUCGCAAACCCCAAAUACCAACUUCGCUCGCCUCACACUCAAAAUAACACCCAUUCUCAACACAUCAACAACCACCCUCCUACUCUUCACAACCUUGUUCGUCUCUACGCGGCACGUAAUCAAAUCCAACUUGCUCGUCACGUGUUUGACCAAAUUCCGAACCCAAAUGUUGUUUUGUGGAACAUGAUGAUCCGAGCUUAUGCUUGGACUGGCCCUUUUCAUCAAUCCAUUCAUCUGUACCAUCGGAUGCUGCAACUAGGUGUUAGACCCAACAACUUCACCUUCCCUUUUCUUCUCAAAGCCUGUUCAGCUCUCCAAGCAAUUGAACUUGGGAGACAAAUACAUGACCAUGUCCUCACACUUGGCCUACAGGCCGAUCUCUACGUUUCUACUGCCUUGCUUGACAUGUAUGCCAAAUGUGGCAAUUUUUUUGAAGCACGCACAAUAUUUGACAGUAUGUCCCAUAGGGAUAUUGUCUCAUGGAAUGCAAUCAUUGCUGGCUUUUCAUUUCAUGCUUUUCACGAUCAAACAAUUCACUUAGUUGUCCAAAUGCAGCUAGCCGGAAUAACACCUAAUUCUUCCACUAUUGUAUCUCUUUUACCCACAAUUGGACAAGCUAAUGCCUUAUGCCAGGGGAAGGCUAUUCACGCUUACUCUGUAAGAAAGAUCUUCAGUCAUGAUGUGGUUGUUGCAACUGGGCUUUUGGAUAUGUAUGCUAAGUGCCACCACUUAUCUUAUGCCCAGAAGAUCUUCAAUGCCCUGAACCAAAAGAACGAGAUAUGCUGGAGUGCUAUGAUUGGGGGAUAUGUCAUUUGUGACUCCAUGAGAGAUGCUUUGGCCCUUUAUGAUGACAUGGUAUAUAUGCAUGGCUUGAAUCCUACGCCUGUCAUUCUUGCAAGCACACUUCGAGCAUGUGCAAAACUCACUGAUCUGAAUAAGGGGAAAAACUUGCAUUGUUACAUGAUUAAAUCAGGGAUAAAUUCAGACACAACAGUGGGAAACUCGCUGAUAUCAAUGUACGCCAAAUGUGGAAUCAUGGAUGAUGCACUCGGAUUUCUUGAUGAAAUGGUCAUAAAAGACUCGGUUUCUUAUAGUGCUAUCAUUUCAGGAUGUGUGCAAAAUGGCUAUGCAGAAAAAGCUGUACUUAUUUUUCGCCAGAUGCAGCUAUCUGGGACCGACCCAGAUUCCGCGACCAUGAUAGGUUUGCUUCCAGCUUGUUCACAUUUGGCCGCUGUACAACAUGGGAUCUGUUGCCAUGGAUACUCAGUCGUUAGAGGCUUCACUGCAAAUACCUCCAUUUGUAAUGCCAUCAUUGACAUGUAUGCAAAGUGUGGAAGGAUUCAUAUCAGUCGGCAAGUUUUUGAUAGAAUGAAAAAGAGGGAUAUUGUUUCGUGGAAUACAAUGAUAAUUGGUUAUGGCAUUCAUGGGCUAUACAUAGAAGCAUUUUCAUUGUUUCACGAAUUACUGGCAUCAAGCAUGAAGCCGGAUGAUGUGACCCUUAUUGCUGUUUUAUCUGCAUGUAGCCAUUCAGGACUUGUGACGGAAGGGAAAUAUUGGUUUAACAGCAUGAGCCAAGAUCUCAACAUCUCACCAAGGAUGGCACAUUAUAUAUGCAUGGUUGACCUCCUGGCCCGAGCAGGAAAUCUGGAUGAAGCGUACUCCUUUAUUCAAAAGAUGCCGUUUGAGCCCGAUGUUCGUGUAUGGAGUGCAUUGCUCUCUGCAUGUAGGACCCGCAAUAAUGUUGAAAUGGGUGAACAGGUGUCAAAGAAGAUACAAAUGCUGGGACCUGAGGGUACUGGGAAUUUUGUUCUUAUGUCUAACAUCUAUAGUUCUGUGGGCAGAUGGGACGAUGCAGCACAUAUUCGAAACAUACAGAAGCAUCAAGGUUACAAGAAAAGCCCAGGAUGCAGUUGGAUUGAGAUCUCCGGGGUAAUCCAUGGAUUUAUUGGGGGUGAUCGAUCUCAUCCACAGUCAGUAUCCAUAAAUAACAAGUUACAAGAACUGUUGGUGCAGAUGAAAAGAAUGGGAUAUCAGGCAGAUUCUGGUUUUGUUUUCCAUGAUGUAGAAGAAGAGGAGAAGGAACAGAUUCUCCUUUAUCAUAGUGAAAAAAUAGCCAUUGCGUUUGGAAUUCUUAGUACCAGUCCCAGGAACCCCAUUCUAGUUACAAAAAAUUUGCGUAUAUGUGUUGACUGCCAUAAUGCAGUAAAAUUUAUGACUCUUAUAACAGAGAGGAGGAUAACAGUAAGAGAUGCAAGUCGAUUUCAUCAUUUUGAGAAUGGAAUCUGCAAUUGUCGGGAUUUCUGGUGAAAGAAUAAUAAAUUUCUAUUUCUUUCAGAAAAUGGUGAAUGAGGGGUACGGUUAACCAUUGGUUCUGCAUCAAUUUUUCGAGAAGUGUUCAAGAUAGCGUUGCCCGUCGCUUUUGCUAUGAACUUACUCGGAUGUGCUAUAUAUAUGGCAUUGUUUGUAUAUAUUUCCUUUAAUCAAAUUGUUUCGCAUGCAGCGUUUUGAUUAUUUAACUCAUUUGUUUCAUGUGAUAAGGCAUUUAAUCCGGAGUCAGUCGACCCACCAGUUAGUGCUCGCCCUGAUCAGGUGGAGAAAGUUCUAAAAACCUGUUAUCAAUAUCAUGAUGCAAAUAAUAAGUUUCAGGGAAGGGAGCUUGAUUUGCUCAUUGUUAUUUUGCCUGACAAUAAUGAAUUUCUUUAUGGUGACCUCAAACGUAUAUGUGAGACAGAUCUUGGACUAGUUUCACAAUGUCUGUAAAAUGAGGAAGCAGUACCUUGCAAAUGUGGCAUUGAGAAUUAAUGUCAAAGUUGGAGGGAGAAACACUGUACUUGUUGAUGCACUUUCACGCCGCAUCCCCUGGCACAGUUGUCAAGUCCAAAAUCUGCCAUCCAACAGAGUUUGACUUUUAUCUUUGUAGUCAUGCUGGAAUACAGGUGUGAUCUGCUACACUUUGUGCGCAAAACUUAUAAUUAUAUGUUAAACUACAUCCUCAAUGAUGUAAACCAUGUGCUACACAGGGUACAAGCCGUCCUGCUCACUAACACGUGUUGUGGGAUGAAAUCCCUAUAAAAAUAAAUUUUUGUACUA